This is a messenger RNA of Mytilus californianus (California mussel), 8850 nucleotides long. RefSeq names its product protein dispatched homolog 3-like. Gene Ontology annotation, cellular component: membrane. The coding region runs from base 313 to 4227 and encodes 1304 amino acids. The record is from RefSeq and is a predicted model, not a curated record. The transcript has 18 exons. Lineage: Eukaryota; Metazoa; Mollusca; Bivalvia; Mytilida; Mytilidae.
UUGCAUGAUUGGUGACAGACAAACAAAGAACAAUUUUAUCAGCUGAUAUGUGAAAUGAUUGUGAUAAUAACCUAGUGAUUGUAAAUCAGAAUGGUUUUUAUAUAUUUUAGGAAUAAGAAUACAUGUUGGUGAUUCAUUUUUAUCAAUAAUCUAUUUUUAAUUUUAAUUCAUGAUGAACAGGAUGUUGACAUUUUAAAUGUUUUGUUUACUAGACAGUCAAAAUAUGGAUCAUGUGUUGUGAUGUGUAUCAUGUGUAGAUAGAAGGCUAUUAUAAAAGAAGUGUGACUAGGAAAAUGAUUAUGAACUAACACAAUGCCAUCAAACCACAGAACAUACUCCAGUGUGCCGUUAGACGACCAGUUUGAUGAGGAAUUUAUUGAUCAAGAGAGACAACUCCAACAGAAUGACGAACAAGAAGAUCAUGAAAUCCAAAAUGAAUGUGAUAGUACAGUACAAAAUUGUUGUAAAAUACCAAAUUUAAAAACAUGUCGCUGUGACUACUGCUCUAAAUGUUCCAAAACCUCAAAAAUAGUUAUUGCCAUUGUGAUACUGGUUGUAUUUAAUGGAUUCUGUAUAGGUCUUGGCUGUCUAAGUGUCUUUGUAUUAAAACCGGGUCCAGUUUUAGAUAAAUCUUACCAUGCAUUUUCAAUUCCAAAUCAUGAAGCUUCAAUUAAUUAUGAUGCUUUUAAACUGGCUGCCAAAAACAAUGUGAUGGGUACCAGUUCCUAUAGUGCUAUGGAACGUGCUAUUUUAAACUUGAAACGACCAAAACGUGACGCUAUUUUAAACUUGAGACGAACAAAACGUGAUAUUUACGAUAACCUGCAAUGGAAAAUACAGUGGAAAAUGCAGGUUGUUUUCUUAGCAGAAGGAGAUGAUGAGAAAAAUAUAUUUACAAAGGAACGAUUGGAAUUUAUUCAUGGAAUAGAACAAAGAAUUAUGAAUCAUACAAAAUUUAAAGAGUUUUGUUUUAAAAACUACCGAAUCACUGACCCUGCAAUCAAAGGAAUACAUGACUGUGCGCCCCUGAAUUCUCUAAUGCAGUAUUUUUAUCCAACUAUUGAUGGUAGUAACAACACACAUUUUGAUGGUCUAGGAUCAGAGUUAGCAGAUAUAGAAAGUACAAUCAAAUUUGCCAUGUCCACAUCAGAUCAUUUCUAUUAUUUUGUCGACCAAAAUAUCAACAAAACACAUCGUAAGAGUAGGCUGUUGAGAACUGAAGUUUUAUUCGGAUCUCCUAUAAAAGGAUACAACUCACCGUAUGAAAGGAAGAAUGAACAAUCGGACAAGUUCAAAGAUUUUGUUUUGUCAUAUGUGGAGAUGUUGUCUAAGGCUUCUAAUGAAAAAGUGACGAUUUUAUAUGGCGGAAAUGAGAUAUUUGACUAUGAAGUUAACAGUGUAUUUUGGAAUGAUGUCAAGCUUGCAUCCUUCAGCUUGGCAGCCAUUUUUAUCUUCAUGCUGAUCCUGACCUCAUUUUCCCUAUGGUUGACGUUCUUUGGAUUAGCCAGUAUUCUCCUCUGCUUCCCGUUAGCCGUGUUUUUCUACCACACAGUGUUUAAUGUAGCUGCCUUUGGGAUACUGAAUGGAGUGGCUGCUUUUGUGAUUAUUGGCAUCGGUGUGGAUGAUGUGUUUGUAUUUAUCAACAUAUAUCGUCAGGCUACAAACAUGAAGACACCAGAAGCCAGGAUAAAACAUACACUAGUAACAGCAGGGAAAGCUACCUUCUUCACGUCAUUUACAACAGCUGCGGCUUUUGCUGCAAACACUGCAUCUUCUAUUCCAGCAGUGCACCAGUUUGGAUUGUUCAUGUCCCUAAUUGUUUCCUGUUGCUGGGUAACAGUUCUGGUAGUUAUGCCUCCAGCAUUAUAUAUUUGGGGUGUUGGAAUACAAAGAUGGGAAGAACACAUUCUUUCUAAAAUUUGUACAAAAUGUAAGUUCAAAGUUAGAAACUUGCCAAAUGACAUUGUGGACUUCGUUGGUGGUAAAACAUCUGGAGGGGAAUUACAAGUAGGACGAAACCUCCCAACAGCAGAAGAUGAUGAAGACGAUGAUGUACAGCUACUUACAUUAGAUGAUCCGAUGGAAUAUUAUAUUGAACGCUAUGGAGCUGAUGAAGAUGAUGAGGUCCUUUUGAUACCGGACAAUACUCCUCAUCACCAGGGGGCACCACCAAACAGUGCAAACCAGGUUAAAGAAUCUUCAUUAAUACAGUUACUACAGAUAGCUCUGUAUCAAUAUGUGGCACUGCCUGUGAUUAGGUUCAGAAGAGUUUUCAUAGGAUUCUCUGUACUAAUCAUGAUAGCAUCCAUAGUUUUAAUCACUCGUCUCCAUCCAUCAACUAAACCACCACAGAUAUUCCGUGAAGAUACGAACCUUCAAAUGUUAUUGGAUCUGAAAUCCAGUAUGGGUGUUAUAGACGAGAUAUCUUGUUCUCAGUGCUCUGCUAUCAAUGAUGUUCACAAGCACAAUAAAUACCAGCCAACCACCAACAAUGGACAAUUACCUAAUUCAAAAAAUGAUCAUCAGCAUGUGCUUCCUAUGACUACACCCAGACCACAGCAUCUAGUUCCUAUGACUACAACACCCAGACCAAUGUCUAAUAAACCUCCAGAAUUUGACAUGAGACCAAGCAAUCAGACAGUCUUAGCUGGUCGAAAUAUGUACUUUUAUUGUUCUGUAAAAGGGUAUCCAGCCCCUUUUCUGAGCUGGCAAAAAGAUGGUCAUAGCGUAAUGAGGGGAGAAGUGAAACAAAGGCACCGAUUAUUAUACGAGGAAGGAAUAUUAAAGUUGGAUGGUGUACAAAAGACAGACCAAGGGAUGUACACAUGCAUGGCAUCUAAUGAGAGAGGAGUAAUAAGGGCAUCAGCUAGUUUAACUGUUAAUGGUUCAUCUACACCACUGAUAUUUCCAGCAACAAAACAUCCUACACCUAAAACUUCAGUUGCUACACCUAAGUCAGUACCAGAGAAUUUUGACAUGUGUAAGAAAGCUGAUUGUACCAAGACAAAAGACCGACCCAUGUUAGAGACUGGAGCCACAGUUUAUGUAGUGUUUGGUAUAUCUGGCUUGGACCAAAGUGGUAUAGAACCUGGUCAUGUCAUGCAGAAAGAUAAGGGAAAGGUUAUAUUUGAUCCGAAUUUUAAGAAGAAUUUCAACUUUUCAAGUAGUUACCAGAAGGGGAUCUCAACGCUUUGUAAAAUUUGUAAACAAGUGUCAUCUAGGCCAGAUCUAGUAAGAAAUGGUAGUGCUCAGUGCUUCCCAGAUUAUAUGGCAAUGCAAUAUGUGCUUAAUCGUAUCCCAGCAUGCCAUGAUUUACCCAAGCCUGUUACAGUUUAUGGUAGACAAGCACAAGCACAUGUUGUGGGAGGAUUUCAGAACAAUUCCUUACUGUGGUGGGCAUUUGCUUUUGAAUCUACAACUUCAAAAGAUCAAUCUUACUUUGAAGCCUACAAAGAAUACUUGAAAUGGGAGGAACUGAUGAAGAAAAUAAAAAAUGACUAUAAGAGUUCUCAGUUUGUGCAGAAUGUUUUCCAGACAUCACAGUUCUGGCCACAGGUAAUGAUGGAAGUUGUUGCAGUUAACAGUGCCAUCUAUAGUUUGGUCUUCUCCAUGGUGAUAUGUUUAGUAGCAGUAGCCAUCUUUACCAGUCAUGUGACUUUACUCCUUAUUGUAUUCAUAACCAUAUUAGAAAUGAUUUGCCUGGUAGCUGGUAUAUUUUAUCUGGCUGGCUGGGAGAUGGGAGGAGUAGAAGCUAUAUCCCUGUCUAUACUGGUAGGAUCAUCAGUUGAUUAUUGUGUUCAUUUAGUGGAAGGUUUCCUGCUGGCUGGGAGAGCAAUUCCAGAUAAUUUGAAAAAUGAUCAUGCUGGUUCAAGACAGUGGAGAACAAAAGCUGCCAUCAGCCAUAUUGGAGUAUCCAUUUUCAGCAGUGCCAUGACAACCAUAAUUGCUGCAAUACCUUUAACCCAGACAACUAUAUUACCGUUUUCUAAAUUUGGACAAAUUCUUGCCAUUAAUUCAUCUGUAUCCAUUGUUUACUGCCUGACUAUUUGUGCUGCAUUUUUAGCAUUCAUGGGACCUAGUAAAUUUGUAUGUAAAUGGAAAUCGACAUUGAAAAUGGUGAUCGGUACAUGUAUAGUGGUAGGAUUAUCUGCCCUUGUAUUGUUUAUUAUUAGUAAAUGUGGUGUUUUCAUACCUGGUCCAAAUGGUGGUGCUUUAUUUCCCAACUAAUAUAUUACUGUAUAUAUGCCAUACAUGUGAUAAGUAUUUUAGCUGGUAAUUGGAUAUCAGUGGAUUUAUAGCCAAAUUUAAACUUAUAAGUGUGAGAUUUUCUAAUGCAUUUAUAAGUUUGUCUACAAGUUUUAACUGGUGUUUUAAUAUCAAGAUAUUGAGAAGUUUAUCGACAAACUUUAUCUGGUGAUCCACAAUUUUAAAAUUUUGAUUUCAACUUUAAUAAACCUCCAGUCUGGCAGUUGACAUGUACACAUUGAAAUUUUAUGAUAAUCUCGCAAAUCAUGAAGUCUUGUACGAGUAAUCAUUUACUUACCUCGUAAUUUAUUUUUGGGUAAUAGAUUGUGAUAAUUGAUCAUUGGUCAAAAGUUGGUAUCAUUUGAUAGAUUUUCAUCCCAUUUUCCAAUUUUGAUAUUCCAUUAACAGUUCUUUUGAGAAAUAUCCGAUAUAAAAUCUGUUGUGAAGAUUUUGGACAAAUGGAAAUACUUAAUUGAAGUAGAUCAGUAUUAAUACAUUCCAGGAAGAUUAAAGUAUACAUAAUUAUUUUAUAUUUCAAUUUUAGAGUUGUCUUUCAUUUAUAGUAUUAAUCAAGUGCAUCAGACGCAUGAAAUUUAUAACGUGUUGUUUUCCUUUUUUAACAAAAUACCAUUUCUCGAUACCUCUUAUUAGUACAAUAUUCUUAAUUGGAAGUUAUCAACGCAUCAUUUUGUAAUACUUAGUAUCCAUGCUUCCAUGUUGUACAAAAUUUAAAAGUAGCUAAGCAUUUGUUACAAUGUCUUGCCUUCUUGAGAAAAAAUCUGAUGAAAAUGAAUGAACAAAUCCGAAAAUAAGAUUUUUUUUUAAAUACCUCAUUAUCACUUUCCAUGACAUUAUCUGUGCUUAUCAGUUUGUCUUUGAUUUUUUAUAUUUCUUCCUAUAUUUUUUUUUUUUUUUUUUCGAUUUUUGUUAACAUCACAGUGAAUCAUAAGGAUGAAUGGUUGAAGUUAAAUUUUAGGAACUUUUUUUACCAGUUGUCUAAUGAACAAGCUGAUCAGUUUCAUUUUUUUUUUAUCAAAUGUUAUAUUUUAACAAUCAUCAUUUAUUUUUGUAGUUCUUAGAUGUAUUUCUUGCAACUUCAGAACUGAAAAAAAAUCAAUAAUGGAAUAGAUUUGUUCCCUGAUAAAAUAAUGUUUCAAAUGAAUUUUAUGUUUGAUAGAUAGAUACUAUUUGCAAAUUAUUUUACAAUGAAAAUUUAUAAUCUUUUUUAAAGAGAAAUGAAUAUUAUUCUCAGAAUAGAUGUUAUUUGAGGAGUAGGGACAAGGUGGAAGGGCUAUUGGGGGUAAAAUGCACUUUUAAUUUUACUUUUGCUAUGCAAAAAAUUUUAUAUGGUUAUUACUUAUAAGAAAUGCCUUUUGGGAGCCCUGUGCAAACAUUACUGAAGAAAUCUUCCGCCAUAAUUUUGAUAAAUACAAAUCAUGUUUUAUUAUUUGCACUACAUGGACUAUUAUUUUGAAAUUAUUCGAGAAAAUGAAUCAAUUAAAAUUUGAUUUAUUUUUAGAUAAAUAUUUUUUAUUUUCAUUUUCCAAUCAUAUUUUUAAAUAUUUUUUUAUGAAAUUAAGGAAAUAGGAGAAAGUUCAUUGACAUCUCAGUUUUUAAAUAUUACUAUUUUUUAAAUUAUUUUUAGACAAAUUAAAAAAAAACUAGAUAAACAUUGACAUAGUACACGAUUCUGUAUAUUAUCUGUGGAACAACAUGUGCAUCAAACUGUCAAGCAUGCCUUCUUUUCUAUACUAUGAUCAAUGAAAUUUAAGUCAACAAAAGGAGACAGAGAGUUGAGUCACAUUUAAAUGUAUUAUUUUCCAAAAUAAAUUUUGUUUUCAUCAUAUUCAUGAAUUUGGAAAUGUUUGCACACAAUUUAAAGUGACUCAAAACUCCUUUUCAAGGCUUAGAAUUGUUGAUAUUUUCAAUAUGUAAUAAAUAGAUUAAAAAAAUGAAAAUGUUAAGAUUUUUUGUCACCUUUCUAAAAACUGAAUAUUAAAAGCAGUUCUUUUGAAAAAGGAGAUUUUUAUCAUUUGUGUGGGUGUAAAAAAUACCUGACAUUAAUCUGGUCUCUAAUGUGUGAUGAGAGUUGACAGAAACAAAUAGUGUAUAAUCAUUUUGAUAUAACUAAAGAUUUAUACCAGGACAUCGUGUACAAUGCAUCAUAUCUUCUGAAAAAUCAAGAUCUGAAUUGUAAAGUUUUUUCUUUACUGAUAUUUUUAGUAUUAUUUAUAUAUCUAAAAUAUUUUGCCUUCUCGUGGUAGUAAAAUUUGUUUUUAUAAAAUAUAUCAUUGACUUGGAAAUAAAUUUACUUAUUUGCUAAAUCACUAAAUGUAUAAUAAAGUCAAUCUAUAGUUUUUAUAUAAGACCUACCUUCAUCCUUCAAAAGAGAAUAUUCAAACAUUUUAUGAAAUUUUAUUUUAUAUUUUGAAGCACUGAAUACAAAAGAAUAUAUUUGAUAUUUAUAAGUGUGAUUUUGCAGUGCAAGUCUCGUACUAACCGAAGGACCAAAUAAUUAUAUAAUGCCAUGUGUUCAUAAUAUAUAUAUAUAUUUUUUUUAUAGUAUAUGGAUUUUAAUUUGUCAGACAUACAUCUCUAAUUAUGUAUGCAUUUUUUUUUAUUGUGAAUCAUUGAUUACAGGUAAAUUUAUUAUUUUGUGAAUAUAACAAGCAUUAACAUGUAUACUUUAAUUUUGCAAUGCUGAUCCUGCUUCAUAAUGAGACAGGUGUUACAUGUGAAAGAGGAAAAAAUUCAAUUUUAUUUUAAUGAUACUUUUUGGUAAUCAGAUAUACAAAUUUGCCAGAAAUGGUUUGCAUCACAACAUGCCAGCCUAUGUCAACAGAGUUGCAAAUGUUUUAAGAAAAAAGCUAACAAAUGAAUUAGUAGCUUGAUUUUUAUAUUGAUUUUCUUACUGUUGUUGAGGACUUUGUCCUCAUAUAGAUAAGGACAUUUGAUUGAUCUUUUAAUUAAUGGUACUAGAAUUAUAAAAACUAAAUACUAGAAUUUGUUUUACAAAUGUGACAAGUAUGAUUUAAUGGUACUAUAAAAACUAUAUUUUUUUUUUAUAAAUAUGACAAGUGGAAACCAGCCAUUCAUAACAAAUUAUAAUAUUUCAAAAAGCAUGCUAGAUUGUAUAUAUAAUUAUAUUUAUGAACAAGAUGAAAGUCCCAUAGUUGUAGUAAAUGGUAUUUUUGUUUUUCAUAUGAGCAUAAUCAAAACAUGCUUCUUUGAAAGCAAAUGCUUGUUUGUAUCUGUUCAUGGCAGAUAUUUUGUGCUAGUUUUCUUUCAUAAUAUAAUUUUACAAUUUAUAAUUGUUAUUAUUUCUUGAAAUAAUUUUAUUUUGAUUUAUAUUUUAUUGGUAAAUAUAUACAUAUUUUUAUGUAUACAUGCAAUGACCUAUAGUUAUACUUACUUAUUUCUGAAUCAUUUGAUCUCUUGUGAAGAGUUGUUUCAUUGAAGAAAUAAUUCACGGGGGCUUGAAUUUAUCGUGAUUUUACAAUGGGUUAGCCCUUUAUGCUAAAUAUUUUACCUUGAGCGAAGCGAGGGGUGAAAUAUCAGCAUAAAGGGCCAACCCGUGGUAAAAUUAAUAUAAAUUCAAGCCCCCAUGAAUUAUUUCUAUUCUAAUUGAAGCACUCUAUGUAAAGGGGAAUGUUUGCUGUUCUCGGAAUCGAACACACUUUUAAUAUUGACAUAAACGACGAAGAAAAAUGAAUAAGUGACAUUCUUAAACGAUAUACAAUAACAUACUAAGAUAGAUUUUGAUGAAUUUAAUUGAUUAUCUUACUUUCAUUUAAGAAGAUAUGGACAUUAUACAAAUUCUUACCAUCCGUUUGUUUAUGUUUUCAUGUUUUGACGACUUUCAGUUUCCCAUUCAUGCAUUUUCCCGUAAAAUCCUUACAUUCUUAUGUCAUCGUUCAAUGACGUCAUUUACACCAUUUGAUGUGAGGUAAAUCAUUCAUAAAAAGCAUACGACGUGGGAGUAGGAUUGGAACAGCCCAAACAAAUCAUGACAUUGCCUAUCAGCUGACAUAUGAAUAUAUUCGAAUUUUAUCACAAGUGUGUACUCAAAGCGUUCGAAGAACGUCAUAUUAGAAUGGCAAUUAUACCACAUCUUCAUUAUUAUUAUAUUAUUAUUUUAUCACAAUAUUUUAAAAACUGCAUUUUAAAAGAAAGUAAGCAAAUUGUUAUAUUUACUGAGGUCAUAGUCCAAGUCAGAUAUAUUUGUAGGGGGAUAAUAAACCUUGUAUCCACCUAAUUGAAAUUCAUUGAUUUUAUAUUUUUAUUAUUUUUUUCCUUUUGCUUAUAUGCUCGAAAUAAAUUUAAUUGCAAUCUUACCUGCUUACAAGCUUUGGUCAUAUUUUUGUUAUGGUAUGAGAUACAAUUUAAUGCUAGAUAGUUUAUUUUUUCUCCUAAAAUAUGAAAGUUUCAAUUUACGAAAUAUUUUAUCCCUUUAGAAUCUAUAUAUUCAUAUCAUGUCAUUUAUUGAUCUUGUUAAUUGUUACCGUAUGAAUAUCUCCUUGCUGUUUAUAUAUGCUAUACUUUAUGGUAAAGUAUGUUUGUGAAUGUGUUUAUAUGUCUUGUUAAAUAAACAGUUGCUUUUGUUGA